Molecule: messenger RNA, 1155 nt
Organism: Myxocyprinus asiaticus (Chinese sucker)
Lineage: Eukaryota; Metazoa; Chordata; Actinopteri; Cypriniformes; Catostomidae
Product: 39S ribosomal protein L16, mitochondrial-like
Exons: 5
Coding region: 128-892 (254 amino acids)
Biological process (GO): mitochondrial translation
Cellular component (GO): mitochondrial large ribosomal subunit; ribosome
Molecular function (GO): structural constituent of ribosome; rRNA binding
Source: RefSeq, a predicted model, not a curated record
UUCCCCCGGAGACAUUUGACUGACACACCGGAUGUUGUUCAAACAUGGCAGCGACCUUGCGGAAUGUGUGAGAGACCAAAUUAAAAUUAAAUAUUAAUAUUUUCAUAAUUACAUUCUAGAACUAGUCAUGUUAUCAAUAUUAAAAAACGUAUUUUUGGGGAUUUCCCGGACAUCAAACCAGCCAGAUGUUCUGCAGAGAAACUUGCAGGUUUUGUCAGCAGGAUUGAGGACUUAUGAAGUGCCACCAGACUUCAGUGAUGUGGUUUUACCAGACAGACCUAAACUCAAAUUCCUCAAUAAGGUUCCGAACUUUAAAAAAGCAAAGAAGGAGAUGAAGAGAUUACGUGACAUUCAGGGACCAGCCAAAGCAGCAAAUACAUUCAUCAAGGGACAGUACGGUAUUGUGGGUCUGAGUGGUGGUUACCUGCACUGGGGUCACAUGGAGAUGAUGCGACUCACCAUUAACCGCCGCAUGGACCCACGCACCACGUUUGCUCGCUGGCGCAUUAAUGCCCCGUACAAGCCGAUCACUCGUAAAGGACUGGGUCAGCGGAUGGGUGGCGGUAAAGGUGCCAUCGACCACUAUGUGACUCCAGUGAAAUGUGGCCGUUUGAUCUUAGAGGUCGGAGGUCGCGUUGAGCUGGGUGAGGUCGAGGCCGUGCUGUCUGAGGUUGCCAAGAAGCUUCCCUUUCCUGCCAAGGUCGUAAGCCGAGAGAGUCUGGCAGCGUUGCAGCAGGAACAAGUCGAGAGAGAAUCCAACAAUCAAAACCCCUGGACCUUUCAGAGAAUCGCCCAGUCCAACAUGCUCGGCAUUCGCAAAGUCCUGAGUCCCUUUGACCUGCACAAUCAUGGACGAUACGCAGGGAAAUUUUUCAACUCUGAUAGAGUGUAGAUUUCUUUAAGAGAUAACAUCACAGAACUUCAUCUAGUAUCUAGAGCAAAGCAUCUAUGAGACGGAUGUGACGUUACUAAUAUUCAGAAUGUGUUUAUGAAUGUAAGAUUGAUAUCACUUGCUUUUGUGGUCAUAAAAUGCUCUGGUAAGGAGUUUGCAGGCUUGACAAAAGGUGUUAAACAGGAAAUAUCAUAUUACCUCAAGAGAAGAAUAAAUGCUCUAAUAUUUGAACAGCAGAGCAGAAAUAAAAGAAGUGAGACAUG